AUGCUUAAAUGGCUUUUCGAUUCGUAUUUCUCCCCAACUUGUACAUCAGAAUUCAAAUGUUAUGGCAUUACUUGAACCAAAAGGUUGUGUUCCACUAGAUUGUGUGCUACUUUCAUCAAAACUGUCUUAUAUCUGCUUGCAGUGCGGUAAAGAGGCUACCGCUGAGAAUCUCAUAUAUGGAAUAACCAAUAAGAGUUGGUGUUACGGCUGCCAUAGUAAAUGUGAAUUUGAAAUUAGAACUAUCCGAUUUGUUGGUGAUUUUAAUUCGAUUGUGAAGGAAGACAACUCUGUACAAAAAAGCAAACAAAAGAAGAAAAUAGAACGGUCGAUGAUGCUAAUCGAAGGUCAACCACUGCCUGAAAAUGGGACAUGCAGACAUUACAAAAAAAGUUACAGAUGGUUCAGAUUUCCCUGUUGUGGAAAACUCUACCCUUGUGACCUGUGUCAUAACGAUGCUGAAAAGGAACAUGAAAUGAAGUUGGCUAAUCGAAUGGUCUGUGGUUUCUGCAGCAAAGAACAGGUGGCCCUUGUAAUGUCCGAUACUGGAAGUGAUUUGGCUGAAGUGAACACCACGUAUCAUUACCGCUUUUGUAAAUAUUUGACACCGAUACGUACGGGUGUUGGUUUGUUAACAAUUUUAGGUAAAGAUUUAAACAAAGUAGAAGAAAUAUUCUUUGCUGUUAUUGCUAGAGUUGAUGGUGUUUGUUGUCGAGUAUUCAUACUGAUUUUAAAUUUUGAUGGUAUUAGACGUGGAUUGCUGUAUUUAUUUUUUGCAACUUUUUGUUUCUAUCCAAAUUUGACAGAAUUAAGCAUUGUUCCAGGUAUCUUUUUGGCCUUAACUGCUGUGUUAUAUCUGCUGAAACCGAUACAAUUGAAGAAAAUAGUAUUGAUACACGAGAGCGAAUCAAAUGUGCAAUCAGUUCGAAGAACUCUGGCUUGA
Messenger RNA from Acanthocheilonema viteae, 940 nucleotides. NCBI's taxonomy places the organism in Eukaryota, Metazoa, Nematoda, Chromadorea, Rhabditida, Onchocercidae. The record is from the annotation of a GenBank genome assembly.